Molecule: messenger RNA, 2228 nt
Organism: Notothenia coriiceps (black rockcod)
Lineage: Eukaryota; Metazoa; Chordata; Actinopteri; Perciformes; Nototheniidae
Product: extracellular matrix protein 2
Exons: 7
Coding region: 1-1107 (368 amino acids)
Biological process (GO): positive regulation of cell-substrate adhesion; extracellular matrix organization
Cellular component (GO): extracellular matrix
Molecular function (GO): protein binding; heparin binding; collagen V binding
Source: RefSeq, a predicted model, not a curated record
AUGACUCACCUGCCAAUCAUCCACAACCUGCUGGCCACCAAUCUGGACAUGGCGGAGAACAACAUCAGAAUCAUCACUCCACAAGAUUUCUCUGGCGUGCCGAACCUGGACACGCUGGACCUGAGUAAAAACAAACUGGAUGAUGAGGCGUUGAGCAGUAACCCGCUGUCUGACUUGACCUUUCUGAAGAAGCUGAACCUAGAUGGCAACAAGCUAACCACGAUCCCAGCGCUGCCUCCAUCUCUUGAGCAGCUCAGGAUCAACAACAACCAGCUCAGUACACUCACCCCUCACUGUUUCAAAGGUUUGACAAACCUGUUGAUUCUGGAGCUGGAGGAAAACUUCCUCCAUGAAGGCAGUGUGUCGCCGCUUACUUUCAGGCCACUACAGAGACUUCUGGACCUCCAGUUGGACAACAACCGCUUCCGUUCCCUUCCUCUGGGCCUUCCUCCCUCUCUGCAGGAGCUGGAGAUAAAAGCAAAUCAGAUUGAGGAGGUGACAAAGGAGGCACUGAGAGACUGUGUCCAUCUGAGAGUGCUGGACAUGAGCCACAACCUGCUGCAUGAGCAAGGCAUCGCUACCAAGGCCUGGUCCCGUCUCAACACCCUGGAGUCCUUGGACCUGUCCUACAACCGGUUCACCUCUGUCCCGAUGAAUCUGCCACGCCGUCUCCAGAAGCUCUCCCUCCAACACAACAACAUCAGCCACAUCACCGCCUUCACCUUCCGUCACAUGCGGUCGAGCCUACAGUCCCUCGGUCUAUCCCACAAUGCCUUGAGCAAUGAGGGCUUAGAGCGGGUCUCUCUUGUUGGAGCGUACCGCUCACUGGGUGAGCUCCUGCUGGACAACAACCAUCUGAGUCAAAUCCCUCGCUGCAUUCGCCAGUUUAAGAACCUGAAGUUGCUGAAACUAGACAACAACCAAAUCAGGCUGGUGAGGAAGUGGGGAGUGUGCCACCCUGGAAAUACUGACUCCACCUUGGCUUCCAUCCACUUGGAAAACAAUCUGCUGGAGGUGGAGAAGAUCCCCCCAAAUGCCUUCUCCUGUCUCUCGGAUGCUCAGGGCCUGGUCCUCUAUCCACAAAAGGGGCACUCGUAUCACAAAUAGGCUGCAAAGUUGGACAAACUAAGAUGGACAGAUACAUUCCCAAAUACAUGUACAUGCAUAAUCAUGGCAUACAGCCACUCAAUAUUUCUGUAGGCAGGGUCUACAGAAAAAUAUCUCUAUCAUGUUGUUUACUUAGUCAGUCAGUGCUAUCAUGUUAUCAUUAUUAUUGUCUUUCUCUUUCACUUCUCACCUUUGAUUAGGAGAAUAACAGUGAUGUGUUUGUAUGCAAUGUACACAGUAAUGGAAAGAAUCAUUAUGUAAAAGGUUAAUAGUACAUGACGGUUGUUUCCAGAUCUGCUCCAAACACCGGCCUAUAUCUGUCAUUUCAUUCAAGUAAGUGACACCUUUGAGGAAAUGGAGAAUAGCUUAAUCUAGUCUCAGUCUGGGGCUUGCAGGUGGAGCCUUUAGUCAGGUAAUGUAGAAACAAUGUGAAUGUGUUUUGAUUUGGGACACAGGGGGGUCAAAUCUUGGGACUGCAGCACGGGGGUCACUGAGAGAAAAUUAAAAUAUCUGGUGACACAGUGGGAACCUAAGGGGCCCAUUAGGAAAGAAAAUAUAAACAUCACGUAGGUUUCCUAUCACCAGAUGAUUUCCAACAUAAACAUCCACCACCAGCCGCUCAGCAAAAACACAUAAAGCCACUCUGACUGUGAGGGGAGCGGGGAGGUGCCUCAGUUGGGGCCUACAAAUGUGUAUGAGUGUGUUCAGUAAUUGGGGUGAAAAUAUGUGUUCAUGAGAAGACUGGGGCUGCACCUUAUUUGGGUUAGCAGUAGGGUUGAUGGUACAAAAAGGGGAGGAACAUGCUUAUCUAAGGCACGGAGUAAAACAAGCUGACUUUGAGGCACAAUAAAGCGAUUGUUCUUAGAAAGUCUUUAAGCCGAUCAGUUAAACAUGAGAAGAGCAGCAGUUCACGUGUAUUUAGGUCCAAUAGAAUGUGGCUGGAAGACAGAAACAGAGAGCUGGAGCACAUCGACAGAUCUUUUGGGAACUAAAGCCACUGAAGCUCUGUCGUCCUGCCAACCUUGUUGACAAAGUGACUUCCCGGACCACAAUGUUCUCUCCUUCUCUAUCUUGGUGUCUCUCGCCACAUAUCUCACUUUCCAUCUUUUCCUGUUUAUCCC